AAGGGCGUGGGGCAUGCGCUGCCUGCGCCGGCCGCAGCGGGAGGCGCCGGCGGCGGCGGGGCCAGUUACUCCUUAAUGGCCAUAAACCGUUCAAAGAUGAAAAACAGCCCCAGCAUCUUGCAACCUCACCUUUAGAUGUUUUGAUUGUUACAGAAGUGAAAUGCUGUGAACAUCAAGUCCAGAAUUUCUCAGAUAAAUGGCUCAUUUAAACUGGGAGCUACUGAAAUACUCUCUGGCUGGCAAAUGCAGUGCCUAGCAGCAGUCAUCAAGGACGAACCAAACAUGAGUGGUGGAGGGGAGCAGGUCGACAUUCUCCCGACCAACUACGUGGUCAAAGAUCGCUGGAAAGUGCUGAAGAAGAUUGGUGGAGGUGGCUUUGGGGAGAUCUACGAGGCAAUGGAUUUGCUGACCCGUGAGAAUGUGGCCUUGAAGGUGGAAUCAGCUCAGCAGCCCAAGCAAGUCCUCAAGAUGGAAGUGGCUGUCCUGAAAAAGCUGCAAGGGAAGGAUCAUGUUUGCAGAUUUAUUGGCUGUGGAAGAAAUGAAAAGUUCAAUUAUGUGGUCAUGCAGCUUCAGGGCAGAAAUCUUGCAGAUCUCAGAAGGAGUCAGCCUCGGGGGACUUUCACACUGAGCACAACGCUGCGACUGGGCAAACAGAUUCUGGAGUCAAUAGAAGCCAUUCACUCUGUGGGGUUCCUGCAUCGAGACAUCAAGCCUUCCAACUUUGCCAUGGGCCGGUUACCUUCGACGUACAGGAAGUGCUACAUGUUAGACUUUGGGCUGGCCCGCCAGUACACCAACACUACUGGGGAAGUUCGACCACCUCGCAACGUUGCCGGUUUCCGAGGAACCGUCCGCUAUGCCUCCGUGAAUGCACACAAAAACAGGGAGAUGGGCAGACACGAUGAUCUGUGGUCCCUCUUUUACAUGUUGGUGGAGUUUGCUGUUGGUCAGCUUCCAUGGAGAAAGAUUAAAGAUAAGGAGCAGGUUGGCAUGAUAAAAGAAAAGUACGAACACCGAAUGCUGCUAAAACACAUGCCUUCAGAGUUCCACCUUUUCCUGGAUCACAUUGCAAGCCUAGACUACUUCACCAAGCCAGACUAUCAGCUAAUCAUGUCGGUUUUCGAGAACAGCAUGAAGGAAAGGGGCAUCACUGAGAAUGAAGCCUUUGACUGGGAGAAGGCUGGUACAGACAUCUUGUUGUCCACUAGCACCUCAACUCCACCACAGCAGAACACCAGGCAAACAGCAGCCAUGUUUGGGGUGGUUAAUGUCACUCCGGUGCCCGGGGACCUGCUCCGUGAGAACACCGAGGAUGUCCUGCAGGGGGAACAUUUGAGUGACCAAGAGAACGCUCCUCCCAUCCUGUCAGGCCGGCCCGUGGAAGGCCUUGGGCAGGCUCCGAACACGGCUUUCAACGAGGGGGAAGUUUGGGAAGAGACAGAUGUGAAUCGCAACAAACUCAGGAUCAGCAUCAGCAAAACUCAGUGCAUGGUGGAAGAGGAGCAGAGAAACGGGGUGUGCCCCAGUUCCCCUGUCCGAGUGCCUCCGGAGUCGCCGACCGCACAAGUGCGCUCCCUCCGCUACCGCCGCGUCAACAGCCCCGAGUCAGAGCGGCUCUCCACAGCUGAUGGAAAAGCAGAUCCACAUGAAAGAAGGUCUCGAAUGGACAUCCCUGGCUCUCCGUCCCGGCUCGUGUGCUCCUCGCAGCCGGCCCAGAUGCUGUCCAUCGACACGGGCCAGGCUGACCGGCAGGCCAGCGGCAGGAUGGAUGUGUCGGCCUCCGUGGAGCACGAGGCCCUCAGCAACGCCUUCCGCUCGGUGCCGCUGGCGGAGGAAGAGGACUUUGACAGCAAGGAGUGGGUUAUCAUUGAUAAGGAGACAGAGCUGAAGGACUUCCACCCCGGUGCUGAGCCGAGCACCUCUGGAACCACGGAUGAGGAGCCCGAGGAACUGAGGCCUAUUGAAGAUGGGGAAGAGAGAAGGCGCCUGGGGGCAGAUGCUGCAGUGAGGCCGAAGACUCACGAUGGGCGAAGUCGGGGUAUGCUGCCUGUGACUGAGGAGGACAGUUCCCAUAGACAUGAAGGACCUUCUCAAACAGUGUCUGACAGUAGACAUGAACAGCAGACAGGAAGUCCAGCCCACUCCCCCUUACAUUCAGCACCAGCCCUCCGACAAAGGAGACGAGAAUCUGAACCUACUGGUCCUCAGAGACAGGCAUACAUGCUGAAGUCAUUUGAAAUAAAUGGCCUGCCCAAGGCGGUCCCUUUAAGUUUGCCUUACCAAGACUUCAGAAAAGAUAUGUGCAACUACUGGGAAAAGCCUAAGUUAUCCCAGCGGAUAAAGAAAGUUGAUUUUUCAAAUAUUGUCUUGACUGCUCCUUGCAAACCUCUGGAACCUUAUCUGGAAAUGAAUGGAAAAGAGGAGGAGGAGGAGGAGGAAGAAGAGGAGGAAGACUAUGAGGAGGAGGAAGAUGAGCAGGAUGAGGGGGAGGAGGAGGAGGAGGGCAAUGAGAUUGACAUGCACAGUGAUUCCAGUAGCGACCUGAGUCAGAAGAGCACGGAGCGCAGCCAGGAGUGCGCACCAUCCACGCUCCUGGCUGAUGACCAGAAGGGCUCCAAGGGUCGAGCAUCCACCGCUGAUGGGGACCUGGAGCUGGAGGAAGGCUCAAAAACAUUAGUGCUGUUUUCACCAGGUGAUCUGAAGAAGUCUCCAGUGGCUGCAGAGUUACCUCCAGAAGUCGAUCUGGGCACUCUUGCUGCACUGACACCUCAGAGCGAGCGGCCACAGCCCAUGGGGAGCCAGCUGGAUGUGUCUGAGCCAGGCACCCUGUCCUCAGUCCUCAAAUCAGAACCAAAGCCCCCUGUGGCAGUGGCUACAGCCUCCUCCCCGUUCACCAAAGUGGAGCGCACGUUUGUUCACAUCGCUGAGAAGACCCACCUGAACGUGAUGUCCUCCAGCGGGCAGCUGAUGCGGCACGAGGAGCACGGCCCCCCGGGGCAGUUCGAGGAGGUCAUCGUCGAGGAGGAGCUGGAGGACAACCUGGUGCUGGUGGAGAAUGGCAGCAUUCACUCUGGGCUGGAAGGGGCAGAGACGGAGAGCUGCGUGCUGUCGGCCAACCAUGUGGAAACCACCUCAGAGACCGUGGGGGAGCAGCCGGCCCUUCCCAACGGCGUGCCAAAGCUUCCCGAGGAAAAGCCAGAGCCCUCUGGCAAAGCGGUGCUCUCACUGGACUUGGAAGAGCCUGCCAAGGUGGCUACAAGGGAGCCUGGCCUGGAAAAGGCAGCACCAGUGACAGAGCACCUGAAGCAAGCAGAGACCAUCCUGGAGACGCCGCAGCCAGGCCCCAGGAGGCCGCUGGGCUCGCGGUACAGGAGCCGGAUACCCAUUUUGUUCUCUGAGGAGGACACUGGCUCAGACCUUUCAACUUCACUUUCAGCCAAAGAAAGGCUUUAUAAGAGGGCAAAGCAACCUGACCUGGCUCGCCUGGUGAUGGAGAAGAGGCAGAGCCGCCUCCUGUGGCUGGCCUCAGGGGCCUCCUCCUCGGCCUCCUCCAGCGACGAGCGGCGCCGGGCCUCCGAAACCCUGUCAGCCACCGGCUCCGAGGAGGACACCCACGACUCCGAUGACUCCAUCCCACGGAAGGGAGAGAGGAAGGCUGCGCUGCUGGGGAGGGAAGAGAGAGCCAUAAGCACAAGGAGCAGAAUUCCUCGGCCCAUCGUGCCGGUGAAAACACCGCUGGAGGUGGCGAGGCCGGAGAGCUCCGUGGCUGCUACAGUGGCAGGGCUGGGCAGCUCCCCACAGGAUGCAGCCGCUGCCUGCAGGCUUCAGACACAGAGACCAGCUGGAAGCGUCCCAUCCGAGGGCCGAACAACCCAGGUACAAAGUCGGCUUCCUUCGUCACCGAGCUCCAGUUCCCUUCCUGCACGGAGCAGCUCGCAGAGGCCCAGUGGUGCAUCCCCCCGGAGCCCCGUCCUUCCUUCCAGGAACCCCAGUACAUCCCCCAGAAGCCAGCUGCUGCCUCGGAGGGAAAGUCCUUCUCCCUGCCGGCAGCACAAACCAGGGACUGCUCCUCAGCGCGUUCCUCCUUCCCCCCGACCUCAGCCCUCAGCUCAGGCCCCGGGGCCUACAGGAGAUUCCCUGCCAUCUCCUGGCGUGGCCAAAAAACGACAAAGAGGAAAAACCCAGACUCAAAGUCCAGCAACCAAAGGAAAGCAGGUGUCCCUGGAAAGUAAGGCAGCUGCCAGAUAAUGACCUUCCUCUGCGAGCCCAGCAGACUGGGUAACUUCUGCAUAUAGUAUACACUUGAGAUGCUGCAGCACAGCCUUCCAUGCUGGACCCACGAGUGUAUAGCAGUAGCUGUACUUGAAUGCUUCACUCACUCUCACCCCACACUGCAAUCAGCUCCCAGGGGCCUGGCAGCCUCUGAGCCAUGGAGCCUUUCCAAGGGAGACCCUCCAGCCCGCAGCUCACGCUUGCUAACGCACAGCACCCAGCCUGCCCAGUGCCUGACCUGCCUCCCUGCCCAGGGAUCCUCCCCCCAGUUAGCAAUACCAGUCCUCAACACCGACUCCAGCUGUGGAAGGAGGAGCAGAGGUGACAAGAGCAAGGCCUGCUAAAGAGGAAGGCUCCUGUCCUUCAGGCAGCUCCUUCCUUUCUCCUUGCUGGGGAAACACCAGCCUUGGUCUCUGCCAUCUCCCUGAGUGCUGGCUUGCCUCCCACCACCUGUGUUAGCAAGGGAUUGCCACUAGCUUAUUCAAGAAGGAUGGAUGCAUCCUUGUGUGCUGAGAUAAGAGGAGGGUUAAGGAGGGGAGGGCUCUACUCUCCUUUCCAGAGGUGUCUCUACAGUUGGGAAUUGGGAGACAGGCAGGUCUUGCUGGAUGCUCCCGCCUGCUCCAGUGUGUCCCACAGAGGAGGCUGUCUGGCGUUGCUUCUCAGACACUGCUGCUGUUUCAGCACAUGCCUGUGUGGUGGGUGCUUAGGUGGAAGUAGGGAUGUGUUGGCAGCUUGCUGGGAAAUCAGGAGCUCUUGCUAAUUAAUGUAGAAGGGAGCACACUGCAUCCACAUCUGUCACAAAUACGAAACUGUGAUCUGUGGACAUCACACCCCCCAGCAAGGAUGGUUCCUCUCAGCCUGGGUGUGCUUGGUGCCACAGACCUGCAGUGCACCAAACACAGCUCCAUUGUGAGGAUGUGGAUAGUCACUGGAUGCCUUUAGCCUGGGUGCCCCCUGCACCUGAAUUCCUUGUGUUUUAUUGUCACGCUCUUGGUGUUUGUGAAUUUUGGCACUGUGGUUGAAAGUUCCCCUACACGGCAGGGUGGGAAAUUAUUAUCCUGUAGUGUACCCAAAGCUGCUGCUUUGCAAUGAGAGGUUUGCUGGCAUGCCAUGGCCAUGUGCAUUUCCAUCUGAGGGGACAGUGGGUUGAGGGGCAGAGGUGGGGUUUGUAUCUUUUCCAUGGUGCUCACCUCUGCCAUGCAUUGAGGAUGAACAGUGUAAAAGCAAGGGCUGUGCUCUUCAAGUAAUAUUAUCUGAGCAUAAGCUAACACUCAGCUAGAGCUAAAUCAAGCAACUGUUUAGCCCCCAGACUAAUUAGGAAGGCUUGAAAGUGAAAGCAAGGAGGACUGGUACCUGUCUGAUCUUGAUGAGAUCUUGAAGUAGACAAAAUUCUCCCCACACCUCACAGAAGAAAACACUCCAGACCCAAAUACUUUGUGCUUCACACCAUUGUCAUGCCUAAAAGAGGCACUGCAUGAGACAGAACAAAAAUACAGCUGCUCUGUACACCUAUUCCUGCAGUUACAACUACCUGCAAAUUUACUGUUUGCAGACAACAAAGCUUGACAGAGGAAUCUGAACAGUAAUGACCUUGAUUCAUUUGAACAUGAAUGCAAACAGUCACACACUGAUGGCCAUCAAGUUACGGAAUCCUGAAGCUGCUCAUAUCUCCUGGAAAGGAGUAUGAGAGCUGUGACAGCGUGUCAGGGAGAAACUCCUUGCACACCUGAAGAGGGAAAUGUGUAGAAGCAGGAGACAGGAACUACCCCUUCAUUUAACAGUCUCAGUGUUGCCAGCACUAAGAAUUCAUUUCACCCUGCUCAAAGUGUUUUCCAUUGAUUUCCAAACAUGCCCUCAUCUUUGCAGAGCAGCACUGGAAGCUCAGAGGAGCUCAGGCUCUGGUCUGAUGGACUGAGCUGAUGUUGCCAUCAAAAGCAACGUCCCUCCAAGUUCCAGCUGUUUUGUUGCACAGUUCCACCACAUUUACAAUGCAGCAGCUAUUUGAUAAAUGGCUGGAAAUGCUGGUCCAGCAUAACACAAACUGCUCUGAUUCAUCACCUUAUUCUUCAUCUGGUUCAUUUCAUCACUCUGGUUCACCAUUUGGUCCCACAACAUAAGAAGGACACACAGAGAUUGUGACCACUUCUUCUGGUGGCACUAAAACUUUCUCUGAGUUUGAAGUGUGGGUCAGACUAGAACCUAAGUAUGCACUGCAGGUUUAGAAACUAGAAAACAGAAUAAACUCAAAGACUGAUUCUUUCCAGAAAUAUAAAUCAUAAUGGGACUCCUAUUAAUUUAUUGAAGGUCUAUUAAUUUUAGAGUGCUCAGAUGGUAAGACUUGGUUGUGAAGCUUUUACCAGUUGAUCCAUCCAUGUCUUAAUGCACAUGCCAAAAAUGACAUUGAAAGAGCUUUGAAAGAGGACUACAGGAUUAUUAACAGGGCUAGCAAACCUGCCUCAUCAUGGGAAGCCAAUAAAGCACAAUCAGUGUAUCUGUUCAGGAGAAAGUUUAAGGGACAAUUUUUGUGGCCCAAUGUCAGAAAGGAAGCUCCAGGGCAGACACAAGGCUGGGUUGGACAGGGCAUCCUGGUCUAGUGGAAGGUGUCCUUUCUCAUAGCAGGGGGCUGAAACUGGAUGAUCUUUAAGGUCCCUUCCAACCCAAACCAUUCUAUGGUUCUGUGGUUCUGUGGUCUUCCUCUGGCACAUGAACGCAGGGAAGUCAGAACAGCCAAGAACAGCAGAUUAGGAAAUUGGGCAGGCUUUUAAUUGUGAAGCAACCAUCCAGUGAAGUCUUUCACAGGACUAUGGGGACUUUCUUAUUAAAAGUUUCUGUGAAACUGAGCUGUCUUCUAAGAGGUCUAUCUACCAUGACCCCACCACAAGAAGCAGGCAGGAUUCUGGUGGCACCAAGGUAUCAUCAUCUCCCUCUGUGGUGCAGCAGAUUCCUGGUCCCACCAGGAUACAUGCCAAAGCUGGGAUAUACUGGAGAGCCACCUGGCAGGUCCCACAGGUUUCAGAAAGCACAGCUGGACAUCAGGCACAGGUCUAUGCUGAACUGAGCAGGAGUAAUAGAUCUGAAUAGCUCCAAACCCACUGGUUUAUUAUGCUUUUUUGCCCCUGAAAUUUUUGCCUCAGACAAUUUUUUUUAUAAUAUUUUUUCUUUGGUUCUAAUCUGGUUGCAAGGAAAUUAAAAAUAUAAGUAAAUAGAUAAACCAUGUUACAGAAAUUAAAGAAAAGUUUACAUUGAAAGGAACCCUUGGAAAUCACCUUGUCCAAUUUUGUAUUGAAAAUGAGACCCUGGAUUAGAUUAUGUAGGGCUGUGUCAAGAUGAGCCUUCAGUGUCUCCAGCAAGGAAGAUUCCACCACUUCCAUGAUUUAGUGAAUCAAAGAAUGGUUAAGGCAAGAUGGGACUUCUGGAGGUCAUCCACAAAGCUGUUCACAGAGUUGUCUGACAGGGCUGGGCUGAAGGUGCAGCUGGGUCUGUAGAGAUCUGAGACCAGCGUGGGCCAUCUCUCCUCGUGGUUGUGCUGCCAGACUCCUGCACAGUCCUGCUUCCCAGCUGUCCCUGGCAUGAAGGGCAGCAGGAAAGUGCAUGGUGUGCCCCAGGCCAUGUCCUCCUGGAUGGGGGUGCUCCCAUCUGGGGGAGCAGCACACACAGAAUUUCCUCUGGGUCCUCUCUUCUCCUGCUGCCCUGUGGGAAAGUUGGAAGGGCACCCACCAAAGCUGGAGCAAACAGAG
This is a messenger RNA of Melospiza georgiana, 8009 nucleotides long. RefSeq names its product tau tubulin kinase 1 (gene TTBK1). Lineage: Eukaryota; Metazoa; Chordata; Aves; Passeriformes; Passerellidae. Gene Ontology annotation, cellular component: nucleus; cytoplasm. The record is from RefSeq and is a predicted model, not a curated record. The transcript has 16 exons. Bases 244 to 4248 code for a protein of 1334 amino acids. Gene Ontology annotation, molecular function: ATP binding; protein serine/threonine kinase activity. Gene Ontology annotation, biological process: signal transduction; peptidyl-serine phosphorylation; peptidyl-tyrosine phosphorylation.